AUGAAUGAUGCUAUGAGCCAUGCAUUACCGGUCUUUCAUAAUUACACGCCGAAAUUUUAUUGCCAGGAAAGAAAUGGAACGAAACGAACGUACGGAUGCCAGGAACUGGCCAAUGUGACCCUCACGAGCAACGUGACUUCCGGUCUCGAGGACUAUUCCGACUCGGACCUGUGUUUCGGCGAUUAUCAAUUCGCCACCGAGUUCGGAGAGAACAGCGUGGUGACGGAGUGGGGUUUAAUUUGUGAAAAAAAAUAUUUGACAUUUCUCGGACCGACGGUUUAUUACGUAGGAGUUUUAAUGGGCGCCUGGAUCGCCGGACUUUUGGCUGAUCGUAUAGGCAGACUUCCAGUUCAAGCGAUUUGCCUGUACACACAGGGGACUAUGGCCGUUGCACUGUAUGUCGUACAGAAUUACCCCACGUUCUUGGCCCUUCGAGGACUGCAAGGGGUCUUUGUCCAGGGUCUACAAAAUUCUACAUACAUUCUUUCUUUGGAAUUGUUCCCGGCAAAAGCACGGACAUUCGUUGCAUUAGUUAUGCAAAUUGCGUGGGCCAUCGGUUUACUACUUCUGGCUGCGCUCAGUUAUGCGAUACCAGAUUGGAGAAUCCUGCAGCUGGCAGUUUCAGUUCCCACUGCCAUUACUGUUCUUUACAUUUGGAUCAUACCGGAGUCGCCAAGAUGGCUGUUAGCAAAGGGUAAAACGACGGAAGCGGAUAUGGCGUUGGAACGUAUCGCAAAGUACAAUGUCUGUUGCACGAGAUCGCGACGGGAAAAUGCUAAAACCGAGGCGAUCGUGACUGAAAACACGACACCGAUUAAACCGGAGAGGAAGUCACGCGUUUCAUCCUCCGAAUUGAAGAAAUCGAAAACGGACAGCGACAUGAAAGAUGAGGCUGUCAAUUUGCUGACUAAUAACAUGGAAAGUAGUCAGCAGAAAGUUCGAAAAACUAGUCUAAGAGCAAUUUCUGAAAAUCUUGAAAACAAACUUCCAAAAACGGAAUCAGCGUCAGACUCCCCAACAUGUGAAAAUGGUGAAACGGAGAAGAAGAAUAUUCCCACGAGCUCGAAGAGUCACCGGAAGUCGAAAUCCAUAUCCCAGCCGGCCGGUAGUCAACGACUCUCCAUGAAAAAUGCGUACGAUAUCGUCGAGCUGCGAACUCCCGCGAAGAAUGAAAUAUUAACUAAAGAUGAAGAGAAGAUAGAGAAUAAAAUCGAUGACAAGUCCAGUGACACUCAAACAAAACAGGAAUUGAAGGAUCUGUUCAAAUCCUCUCUGCUGAGGAAAUAUGGCGUAGUAUUGUUUUGCCAAUGGUUAACAUCUUCCAUGGCGUGUUGCGUGUUCAUGGCACUGAUACCAAAUUUCCCCGUGAAUCGGCACGUCACGUUUGCGCUCGGGGGCGCAUUAGAAAUUGCAAGUUACGUGUUCGUCUAUUUCGUAUUGUCCAGAUACGGUAGACGAACGCCUAUGUCUGCGUAUCAGUCUUUCAGCGGCGUUAUUUGCAUCUUAAUGGCAGCUAUAAUCAUUCUGACGAAGCCUGCGAUUGGGAUCGAUUUCACGAAGACCAUUAUACUCUCGCUCGGCAGAAUAGCAGUGAUGAGUACCAUUUCCAUAGCGUAUUUAUACUCGAUCGAGAUCUACCCGACUGUUGUGCGAGGGACCUGUUUAGGCAUGUGCACCGUUUUCGCGAAAAUCGGCAGUUUAUGCACACCACACGUAUUACUAUCGGGUGAAUACUUUCCAGUCACCAUUCCAUUAAUUGUCAUUGGAAUGCUCUGCUUAGUGUCUGGAGGCCUAGCUCUGAUUCUACCGGAAACUCUGGGCAAAAUUUUGCCCGACACUGUAGAGGAUUCAGAUUUAUUGGUUGUAAAGAGGAGGGAGAAGAAGGAUAACGAAACUUUAAAUAACGACAGCGUGCCGAAUGAAGAAGAUCUAUCAGAAAGAGAAGUACUUCGAGCAAAACUCUUUUCGGAAGAUUGGGUGGACGCCGGAAAUGGUAUAUUAGUCAAUUUUACAGACAAUAAGAAUUCUGAGUGA
Messenger RNA from Dufourea novaeangliae, 2034 nucleotides. RefSeq names its product organic cation transporter protein. Gene Ontology annotation, biological process: transmembrane transport. The record is from RefSeq and is a predicted model, not a curated record. Gene Ontology annotation, molecular function: transmembrane transporter activity. The coding region runs from base 1 to 2034 and encodes 677 amino acids. The transcript is spliced from 8 exons. Gene Ontology annotation, cellular component: membrane. NCBI's taxonomy places the organism in Eukaryota, Metazoa, Arthropoda, Insecta, Hymenoptera, Halictidae.